Fundulus heteroclitus (mummichog) is the source of this 2764-nucleotide messenger RNA. RefSeq names its product PHD finger protein 24 (gene phf24). Lineage: Eukaryota; Metazoa; Chordata; Actinopteri; Cyprinodontiformes; Fundulidae. The record is from RefSeq and is a predicted model, not a curated record. The transcript has 9 exons. The coding region runs from base 289 to 1548 and encodes 419 amino acids.
GGAGGUGGAGGGGGGGGGGGGGGAAGACAAGAUUUCAGCACCGGAGCUGUUCACGGCUGCCUUCGGAGGGGACUGUUCUUUCUGCUUCCGACCGAGUGUGCCUUCCCUGCGCGAAUCGGGAUCAUAAACCGCUGCGUUCAUUCAUCUCCCUGAUUGGGGGCGAACAACACCAACAACAGAAAAAGAGAGAGAGGGUCAAGUCUUGCCAUGGUGAACGGCCGGGAUUGAGACGGGAAGGAUAAAGUCUCCGAUAAGUCAGGGCGAAGAGCAACGCAUCCAGUUUGCGCCAUGGGAGUGCUUAUGUCAAAGAAACAGCAGGUGGAGAAGGUGCAGAAAUGCAGUGCUGUCGUCUCGGCCUUCCAGGCGGGCAUUAAGGAUCGUACAGCCAAGCAAGCGGAGGCAGACGCGGGGGACGGGGAAGACGAUGCCAAAACCUCAGCCAGUCCUGAUGAGAAAAACACUGAGGAGGUGAAGCCGGAGGAGACAGACAAUGACGCAGGACCGUCAACCUCCCAACAGGCCUCAGCUCCGGUUAGAGAUGAAUGUAAAGUCAACCAGGAGGCUUGGUCGAGGUUACGGGACGGGAAAGGUGUUGAGCCUGAAGACCUCGACAAGAGCCAUCAACUCACGCCCCCUGCUUUUGUGCGACCAAAAAGGGAAUCUGACGAUGACCAGCCUAUUGAGGUGGACCUGGAGAACAAGGAGCAGCCGCCACGAGACGAGAUGUGCGAUGUUUGCGAGGUGUGGACGGCGGACGACCUCUACCCCUGCAGGAUCUGCACACGGGUGUUCCACGACGGCUGUCUGAGGGAGCUGGGUUAUCUUCGUGCCGAGGCCUUGCAGGAGAUGAGAGACACAGCCCACACUGUUACGGGCUGGAGCUGCUACUAUUGUGACAACGUGAAUCUCCUUCUGACAGAGGAGGAGAUGUACAGUCUAAUGGAGACGUUCAAGCAGUGCAAGAUCAUCCCAGAGUCAUGCCUGGUGUCAGAUGAGCUGCUGCAGUACCGCCACUUUGUGUCCAAGCAGCAGUUCGAUAAGGACCUGAGUGAUGAGCAAGAGGAGGAGGUUUUGGCCCAGUUUGCUGCUCUGGAUCCUGAGAAGAAGGGUCACAUCGAAUGGUCAGACUUUCUCUACUUUGAGUCUCUGGCUGUUUUGAGGAAGUUCAGGACAGAGAACUCAUUGGUGCGUCUGUUGACAGCUAAGGAAAGAGACAAGGCAAGGACUGUUUUUCAAGGACUGGCCACGGAUAAAGAUGGCGCGAUCACGAGGGCGGAAUGCCGCCAGGCGCAGCAGUCCUGGUUCCACAAGCUCAAAGAUCCCCAGUCCUGCAAUGUGAGACUCAUGGGAUUCUGCUCACCUAUGAAUUGUGGUAUAAGUCAUGUUGGCCCCAUAUGUGAGAGCAGUCCAGCCAGCUCUGGCAGCGAAAGGAGCAAGACUGAUGAAAACAGGCCAUUGACAUGGGCAGACUUUCUGAGGGAGAGUGCCAUCUACAUUUUGGCAGCUCGGCCCAAUAGCUCUGCCAUGCACAUCCGGAUGCCUCUAUAGUCCAAGGUCCUCCACUGCAGCCCGCAGAGAGAGGAAGAGCGGUGUACUCCGUGGAUGAACUGGGGGAAGAGAUAACCAUGCUGACAUGAUGUCAUGAAGAGUUGAACGGAGGGAACCGGUUGAAGCACCAAGAGAUAGCGAAUGAAGCAAUCAACAAUCUCCUCUCCAGUGUCACUUCAGCACAACAACAAAGGCAACACAGACGUGUUUGAUACACAGGCACCCUAAGUGGCAGCAGCUGUCAUAGAUCCAAACCCAAAACCUUGUCAGUUUCUAAAAAGUGUAAGAGAUACGGCGGGCGGGACAGCCAUCCUCUUCUUAGCUGGUUUGUGAUAUUUCUGAAACUUUUGGUAUCGUCACAAGCAGACAAGAAGCCAGGAUGCUAGAAGUGGCACAAUGCCGUGGGAGCUGCUUACCACUCGUUUCCGAGUGGGUUCGUUCGCGUGACAGGCCUUUGCUCUACACAAGUGUUCAUUACUUUGAGCUUCAUCACAUGCUAAUUAUAAAUACAUGACAUUAUAUCGGGUUUUCAGUUCACCCUCAGAGCCCCUGGUGAAUUACUGCUAUCCGUACCAAGUAAAAGCAACCUGUAACACGUACCAAUAUAAAUUAUUAUUGAUCAAAAUCUGUAUUUAUUCCUGAAUCUUUAGACGUAUCCUUUGUUUUCCCAGUCUCAUCCAAGAAUCUGUGUUCUUUUGAAAUACUAACUGUGAAAAGGAUGUGAACAUUAAUGAAAGCUAACCUCGUAAGUGACAUGUAUGUGUAUGUAUAUAUACUGCCAUAUCGUCCUACCGCUUUUGUUGUGCUCUCAGAGCUGCACUAUGACAAGGUUAAAAAAAAAAAAAGUGGAAAAAAAAACAAUCGCUUGUUUCGUUCUAAUCACAAUAUUUGCACCGUGAGAAUGCCAUAAAAUGUAAUCAUUGUCUGACAUAACCACUGUAAUGAACUACUGACAGAAAGUGAGGUGUGACAGAUAAAUGGUUCUGCUUCCCAGAAAGCCACACCUAUUGUGACAAAGUAGCCAGGAAAAGCAGGAAGGACAUAUAUGCUGAAGAGCGUAAAAGAGAUUUCCCUUUAAACCACUAAGGCAUUGGACAUUGUGUAGUGUUUCUGAAAGUUAUAUGCUAUGUUCUUUUAAUGAAUAAAGUAUAGGAAUAAAAUAAAGUUGUUGGUUAAAGACAUAUGUCACAGUGUUUCAAUAAACACAUGGCAUUUA